AUGGAGAAAAAUCAAACACGAGAAGAGCGGCUUAAGAAGCUUCGUGAGCGUACGAGACAAUCUACACAAGAGAAUCGCAAAGAAUUGGUAAAAGAAAAUGCAAGAGAAAAGGUAGAUCCUUCGCUUGAGCAACGAUUAGAAAGAAAACGUUUGGAGGCCGAAGAGGAAUUGGCCAGAAUAGAAGCGGAAGAGAAUGGAGAGGAUUAUGAUCGGAAGCGUGCUUGGGAUUGGACUAUUGAAGAAAGUGAAAAAUGGGAUCAGCGAAUGCGACGAAAACAACAAACAAAGAAAAACGCAGAUUUUUCGGACUAUCACGAUCAAGCUCAUAAAGACUAUAUGAAAAGUAUACGUGAGUUGAAACCCGAUUUGCAAAAAUACAAAAACGAGAAAGAACAACAAAAUGGAGAGAACUCAAUUUCGCUGUAUGAUGAAGCUGAUCGUCUCGACUGGGUAAACAACAAACCCAGCAAAGAGAAGGUAGACAACCUUGUUGAAGAUCUUAAGAAGCAAGACAUGCGACGGCUGAAAAAUAGCAAGCGAAAGGGACAAGGCGAUGAAGAUCACAUCACUUUUAUUAAUGAGCGGAAUCGCAAAUUCAACCUCAAACUCCAGCGAUUCUAUACUAAAUAUACAAAGAACAUCCAGGAAGAUCUGGAACGUGGUACUGCUUUGUGA
Molecule: messenger RNA, 675 nt
Organism: Schizosaccharomyces cryophilus OY26
Lineage: Eukaryota; Fungi; Ascomycota; Schizosaccharomycetes; Schizosaccharomycetales; Schizosaccharomycetaceae
Product: SYF2 family splicing factor
Exons: 2
Coding region: 1-675 (224 amino acids)
Cellular component (GO): catalytic step 2 spliceosome; post-mRNA release spliceosomal complex; Prp19 complex
Source: RefSeq, a predicted model, not a curated record